Molecule: messenger RNA, 1440 nt
Organism: Orbilia oligospora ATCC 24927
Lineage: Eukaryota; Fungi; Ascomycota; Orbiliomycetes; Orbiliales; Orbiliaceae
Exons: 2
Coding region: 1-1440 (479 amino acids)
Molecular function (GO): protein binding
Source: RefSeq, a predicted model, not a curated record
AUGACAAUCUUCUUAACCCUGCCAUUCGAGAUUCUCGAAUUAAUCAAUACCUACCUCUGCCCCCGUGAUAUAGCCUCCCUCUCUCUCACCUGCAAAACUUUCAAAGACCGUCUCGGUUCCGGUAAUCAAUACCUCUGGUAUCGAAUUCUUCGACAAACACUGACGGUGCCCAAACCCGGCCGUGUUAUCUCCCCAAAAAUUGUUAGGCGGAUACCGAAUUUUCAAGAGUUUAAAGAAGAUGUGAAAUAUUGGACUGAGGCUUCUGAUUUAUUCGCUGGGAGGAAAUUGUAUGGUUGUCGGUAUUGUUUGGAAGCUGAUCCUCUGCAUCGGAAGGAUGGGGAGCGGUCUUUUGCUUUUAAGUCUAAGGGAGCCGUGUUUGGGGGGGAUACGAUACAGCAGUUUUGUGCGAACUGUCGUCGGGAUUGGUUUACCGAUCUCAAAACCUUCACCUCUGGCUUCCCAGAAUACACCCCACUUCCAAAAUCAAUAUACCACCCAGUCUACGGAGAAUCCUUCAUCCAAAUCCCCUCUCUCAUAAAAUACAUAGAAUCCAAAGGGACCCCAUAUAAAACCAUCACAGAUCACUCAUUCAGAUUCAAAGCAAGAUGGUCGGCUAGGCGCGACGAAGAAGAGGCAGAAUACAUAGACCAAGCCCUCCGCCUCCUCAGAGACUCAUAUAGCCGGGAUUAUCGUCACCUCCACAUCGUUCUACCCCCAAACGGGUAUUACAACUUACUCACAUUCACCCUCUACAGGGAGGUUUUAUACCAUGAGUCGGGACACCCGACUGACCUUGUUGUCUUCUCGAAGAAGAUGAAAAAUCACAUCAUGGCAUUCAUACCGAUCCUCAAAGCCAAAGAUGAAAUAAAUACUGAAGCCACGGAUCUUGUUGUAACAAUCAAUCGAGAGCUCUUCGGUGAUCCUAACGAUUUCAACAUGAUGAGUUUAACAUACCCGGACAGCGUCACUAUUCUAAAACUUCUAGAACCCCUAACCAACCCCGGACAACCCUUCAACUGGAUCCUCUUAUACUCAAAAGCAUACUUCGACAGCACAGCAAACGACGUCCGCUGCUACUGGUGUCUCCGCUCAAACGGCGGUAAAGACGCAGAAACGAAUAGAUUCCGUUACCGUUCCUUCAUUAGCAAAGAUCCACAACACGUCCCUUGGAUUACUUCGCAUAUAAUAUCACACCAUUCGGAUGUUAUGUGGACUCGACCGAAGAAUAAUUGGGUUCAUAAGAAUUUGAGUUUUCAUAGUAGUCGUUUUGGAAGGAGUCAUGUGAUUGUGUAUUUGGAUGGACUUCGCUUACCGGCUGCGGAGUGGGAGAAGUUGAAGGUUAGGCCGGAUUUUGAGAAUGAGGCGCUUGAGAGGAUUUCGGUGAAUUUUCCGGGUUGGUGUGAAGGGGGGAUUACACCGUCGGAAUACUUUAUGAUGUAG